Messenger RNA from Oryza brachyantha (malo sina), 2295 nucleotides. RefSeq names its product zinc finger CCCH domain-containing protein 5. Gene Ontology annotation, molecular function: mRNA binding; metal ion binding. NCBI's taxonomy places the organism in Eukaryota, Viridiplantae, Streptophyta, Magnoliopsida, Poales, Poaceae. The transcript is spliced from 7 exons. The record is from RefSeq and is a predicted model, not a curated record. The coding region runs from base 301 to 1677 and encodes 458 amino acids.
CCCUUCCUCCGCCACCCCCCGCUCCCCCCGCCGCUGCCCUGCCCUUGCUUGUACUACCACUGUGCUCACGCGGAAAACCCACGCGAGCGUACGGAAGAGAGAGAGAGGGGAGUAGUGCGGAGCAAGGCACGCCGAGAUUUUUGGUGGGGGGGAGGAGGAGAGGAGGGCGGCCUCCCCGCCCCCCAAUUCUGCGGUCCUCCUCGCUCGCCCGAUCGAUUCCGACGACGCCGGCGGAGGUGCCCCGAUCGGUCGCGGCUUGCUGCAGGCGGAGGGGAGUGGGGAGGGGGUGGGGGGUGGGUGAUGGAGCCGUACGCGGCGGCGGAGGGCGGAGGGGGAGGCGGCACCGACACCGGGCUCGAAGAGUCGAUGUGGAGGCUGGGGCUGGGCGGCGGCGGCGGGGAGGCGGGAGCGGUGAGGCUACCGGAGCGGCCGGGGGAGGCGGACUGCGUCUACUACCUCCGCACGGGGGCUUGCGGCUACGGGGAGAACUGCCGCUACAACCACCCGCGUGAUCGCGCCUCCGCCGCCGCAGCGUUGAAUGGUGGUGGGAAGAGCACACAUUCAGCUGAGUAUCCAGAACGUCCAGGGCAACCAGUCUGUGAGUACUUUAUGAAGAAUGGAACUUGUAAGUUUGGCUCUAAUUGCAAGUAUGAUCACCCAAGGGAGGGUUCUGUACAACCAGUUGUACUAAAUGCCAGUGGAUACCCUCUACGCCCGGGUGAGAAAGAUUGUUCCUACUAUGUCAAAACCAGCCAUUGCAAAUUUGGAUCUACAUGUAAAUUCCAUCACCCAGAAACUGGUGGAGUUACACCUAACAUGUAUCCGCCAGUUCAACCUCCGCCUAUCUCUUCCUCUCAUCCAUAUCCACAUCUUGCUGGCUGGCAAAUGGGGAGGCCUCCUGUUUUGCAAGGAUCAUUUUUGUCGGGCUCAUAUCCACCAAUGAUGCUCCCCUCCACAGUCGUACCAAUGCAGGGAUGGAACCCUUACAUUUCACCUGUGAACCAAGUUGCGUCAGCUGGGGGACAUCAAGCUGUCCAAGCAGGACAGUUUUAUGGCUUAUCGCACCAAGGCCCUUCAUCUGCAGUCACUUACAGCAGUCAGUAUGCUCCAUUAUUGUCUUCAGCCAUGCCUUUGAGUAGUAGUAAACAAGAACCUGCCUUUCCUGAGCGACCUGGGCAACCUGAAUGCCAGUAUUACCUGAAGACAGGGAGUUGUAAAUUUGGAUCUGCAUGCAAGUAUCAUCAUCCUCAGUAUUUGAAUACACCUAAGUCUAACUGUAUGCUGAGUCCCCUUGGUCUACCUCUUCGUCCGGGUAGCCAGCCAUGUGCUUACUAUACACAGCAUGGAUUUUGCAAAUUUGGUCCAACUUGCAAGUUCGAUCACCCAAUGGGUACUCUAAACUAUAGCCCUUCAGCAUCAUCUAUUACUGAUUUGCCUAUUGCUCCCUAUCCUCUCAAUUUUGCUGUUGCUCCCGUGGCUCCAUCUUCUUCUUCAUCUGAUUUGCGGCCAGAAUACUUUCUAACCAAAGAGUUCUCAGCUAACCAGUCUUCACCACCUGGUGGCACUACAUGCGGACCUGCUGGAGCAAUAGUAAAAGCAUAUGCUCCACACAUGCUUAUUCGACCUCAAACUUCUGGAGCUGGUGGCCUUGUUACAACUCAUGGUGGAUAUCUCUAACCGCCUUCAGCAAACUUCUCAGAUUUUUUUUUUGGCAUAGGGUGAAUGAGAUCUCAUCCCCUUUUUUGCGUCAGUUCGACUUACCCUAUCAGCAUCAGUUCACUUGGACCCCCACUCAUUGUGAAUAAGGCAGCAACUGACAUUUGACAAAGGCAUGGCCAAGGUGGUAAUGUUGCCACCUGAAUAAAUUUAUCAUAGAUAGAUAGGCAGUGGCAAAGCUCUUUCACUUGCCGUUUAUCUCUUCGUGUCUGAAAUGGAACAGAGGGAAUCAAAGUCCAGUUAACUGGUUGACUAUCAUUGCAGUAUGAUUCAGAGCUCCAUCCAUCACAGUACAUAAUUUUAUCGGCGAGCAGGCCGCCGGGUUUGCACCACUGCAUGAGUUUAAUAUGUGAAAGUUAUAUGGUUCGGUCGCUCUUGCGCAAACCUUUGUUUAUUUUAAUCAUCAUCAUAUAUAUAUUAUAUAUGCAACCGUGACUUCAGCUAUAUGCAUAUUCACAUAUACACUGGGGGUCAAGAAACUGUAGUGAGAACUUGGAACCCUCAACUGAAUCGCGUCAAGCUAACUUGCUGCAUCAUCAUUUGCUCAUUUGGAUCCGACUUUAUGUUUGAACCCUGAAA